AUGCCUUCACCUUUGAAAAAGACCCAUAAGCGCGCUACUAAAAAAGAACCAAACUUAAUGAAAAAGAUUUUCAAAAAAUGAAAGAACUACACAAGUUGAAAGUAAGAUUGAUAUAGACAGAAAGAAAGAACUUUAUACCCAAAGGCAUAUAAGUUUUAUUAUUCGUGACUACUUAAAAAAGUAAAAUUAGCAAUUGAUUACGAAAAACUUGCCCCUAGAAAGCUAUUUUUAUUUUUUAUCUGAAAAAAACAAUAUAAUGAAAGCAGUCAAGCUAGCUUAAAGCAGUCUUCAUCAAUAAGAGAAACAUACCUAAAAUCCCAAGUAACACAUGGAUGAAUGAAAUGAGUCAACCAAAGAAAGAAGAAAAAAGGAAUUUCAGAGAGUACCUUGGCAUUUUACAAAGAAAAAUUAAUGCAAAAAUCUUUCGACAGUCUAAAAUUGCUGAGAUUGCAAAAAAUUAGGUAUCAAAAUUUUAUUAUUAAAAGAAUUAGAAAAUUUUUAAAAAGAUCGAUUUCUCAUUGGAGAUCUAUCAAAAACAUCAAGGAUUUAAAAAAAUAUAAUUGAUAUAAAGCUGAAGAAUUUAAUGAUAGCCAGAUUAUGAAAAAGGGAAUUUUUAUGUGAAAAGAAAUGAUGCAACGAAAUGCUCUCGAAAGAAAAAUUACUUUAUUUUGAAAGUAUUGGAAGAGAGUGUUUAAAAAAACUAAAACUGAUAUAGAAAAAUACACUAUUGGGUGCAGAAAAAGGCAUUUAUUGUCAUUUUAUUUUAAUAAAUUAAAAAGGAAUGCGAAUUUGAACAAGCAAAAGAAAAAAGCUAUACUUUUUCAAUUAAAAGUUUUGUUAAGGUCAUGAAGAAUAUUAGAACUAUUUGCAAAUUUUUGAACUUUACCACCUAAGUGUGGAAUCUUUUCCGUGUGUGAAAAGAGUAUUCCAUAUGUGAAGCCCUUUUAAUUUCACAUGUGGAAUCCUCUUUUCACACGCGGAAAAAAAUUCCACACCUAGGUGGUAAAGUUCAAAAAUCUGCAAAUAACUAUAGUUUUUUUCAUAAAUCAACUAAGAAAAACGGUCUUAAAUUAGCCUCAGCAUUUUGCGCUGCUAAUUAUCACAAAGAAUUGGUAAAUUUAAUUUAGAAGCGAAAAGUUUUUGAAGCUAUUUUGAUUUUCUCAAAUAAAUUCUUUGCAAAGCAAAAAAAUCAAAAAAAAGCUUUGAAUUUCUAUCAGUCCUUUAUACAAAGAAAUCUUUUAAAAUCAAUAUUAAAAGAAUGAUACAGAAUUCCCCUUGUAAGUUUCAUACAGAUCAACAUGGUUGACAAGCACCGUCAAAAUAAAGUAAAGAAAUCUUGUUUUUUUAAAAUUUUAAAAUACUCCUGCUACACAAUAAAAAUAGAAGAAUCCAUCAGAAAAAAUCGAAAAUUAAAAUUACUCUCAACCUGCUUUAAAGCUUUAAAGACAUAUUUAAUUCCAAAAAUUCUUUCUCAUAAAAAAGCAAAUAAUUUCAGAUCAAAGCAGUUAUUAGUAAAAAUGGUUCACAGCUGAUUGAACUAUUUGUGUCAAAAAUACUCUAAGCAUGAUCUAAAACAUAACGAAAUCUAUGCAGCAAAAUUACUUCACAAAUCUUUAAUUGGAUUUAAAAUCAAUACUAUUUUAUCACAAGAUAAAUCUGAAUUGCAAAAAAAACUUAAAUGAUUUUUAUUUGAAAAUAAAAUUAAUUUCCUCAAAAAAAUUUUCCGAAGCUGGAAAAUUUUGCAUAGGACGAGAAUUAUUUUGUUUUCUGCAUGCUGUGAAAUAAAAUUCCGAUAUUUGCAUAGAUGGAAAUGCAGCUCGAAGUUGCAAUCUUUAAAAUUUCUAUAA
Molecule: messenger RNA, 1847 nt
Organism: Blepharisma stoltei
Lineage: Eukaryota; Ciliophora; Heterotrichea; Heterotrichida; Blepharismidae
Source: the annotation of a GenBank genome assembly